UAUUAUUCUUCCACGGUUGUCUUGUAAAUGGAAACAUAGUUUCUACUUGAGAGUUCUCUAAGUUGGAUGAGGAUUGCGACCACCAUGCCAUUGAGGAAAUUGAUCUCGUGUGUCGUCUUAGAUUUGGAUGGUACACUCCUCAACACGGAUGGCAUUGUCAGUGAAGUGUUAAAAGCCUUUUUGGGUAAGUAUGGCAAGCCAUGGGAUGGCAGAGUAGCUCAGAGAAUAGUAGGGAAAACACCUAUUGAGGCUGCAGCUGCUAUUGUGGAGGAUUGUGAGCUACCCUGCACGGUGGACGAACUUAUAUCAGAACUUAAUCCGAUGUUCUCUGAUCAAUGGUGCAACAUUAAACCUCUUCCAGGUGCCUCACGAUUGAUUAAACAUUUUAAUGGUCAUGGAGUGCCAAUGGCAUUGGCUUCAAACUCUCCGAGGGCCAGUAUAGAAGCCAAAAUAUCCUAUCAGCCAGGCUGGAAAGAAUCCUUUUCUGUUAUCAUUGGCAGUGAUGAAGUGAAAAUGGGGAAGCCAUCUCCUGAAUUAUUCCUCGAAGCUGCUAAAAGGUUGAACAGUAAACCUUCCUGCUGCCUUGUCAUUGAAGAUUCAUUACCAGGUAUUACGGCUGGUAAGGCUGCUGGAAUGGAAGUAGUUGCUGUUCCAUCCCUUCCAAAGCAGUCACAUCUAUACACCUUAGCAGACGAGGUCAUCAACUCUCUGUUUGAUCUACAACCUGAAAGAUGGGGCCUGCCACCAUUUCAAGAUUGGGUAGAGGGUAUUUUACCAAUUGAACCUUGGUAUAUUGGAGGACCUGUCAUUAAGGGAUUUGGUCGUGGCUCAAAGGUACUUGGAAUACCCACAGCUAAUCUAUCCACAGAAGGCUGUUCAAAAAUCCUCUCUGAAUAUACAUCAGGGGUGUAUUUUGGUUGGGCUGGGCUAUCAACACGCGGUGUCUACAAGACGGUCAUGAGUAUUGGCUGGAAUCCAUACUUCAAUAACACGGAGAAGACCAUUGAGCCAUGGCUACUUCAUGACUUUGAUGAGGAUUUCUAUGGUGAGGAGCUACGCCUUACCAUCGUUGGUUAUAUUCGACCAGAGGCCAAUUUUUCGUCUCUUGAGAGCCUGAUAGACAAAAUUCAGGAGGACAGGAGGAUUGCAGAGAAGGCCUUAGAUCUUCCCCUGUUCACAAAAUACAAGAAGGAUCCCUACUUGUCAAUCUCUUUGCAGAAUAAUGAACAUCAUUCAUGAUAUUAAACAGUUCUGUGUCCC
Molecule: messenger RNA, 1260 nt
Organism: Telopea speciosissima
Lineage: Eukaryota; Viridiplantae; Streptophyta; Magnoliopsida; Proteales; Proteaceae
Product: bifunctional riboflavin kinase/FMN phosphatase
Exons: 11
Coding region: 67-1239 (390 amino acids)
Biological process (GO): FMN biosynthetic process; riboflavin biosynthetic process
Molecular function (GO): riboflavin kinase activity
Source: RefSeq, a predicted model, not a curated record